Hevea brasiliensis (rubber tree) is the source of this 2579-nucleotide messenger RNA. RefSeq names its product cysteine-rich receptor-like protein kinase 44. Lineage: Eukaryota; Viridiplantae; Streptophyta; Magnoliopsida; Malpighiales; Euphorbiaceae. The transcript is spliced from 7 exons. Gene Ontology annotation, biological process: protein phosphorylation. The coding region runs from base 261 to 2420 and encodes 719 amino acids. Gene Ontology annotation, molecular function: protein serine/threonine kinase activity; ATP binding. The record is from RefSeq and is a predicted model, not a curated record.
CGAAAUGAAUUCAACUACUAGUUUUUUUUUUUUUACACAUCCAUCCCAUCCAUUGGCUGUAUUCCUAGUCUUCCUUCUAGCAUUUAGACUUGUUCAAUUUUCCGCCGAAAUCAUCUCUGUAUCCCCUUAGCUGUUUCUACUUUCGCCUACCUCUGAUGAUACUUUCGUUUGACUUAGUUCAUUGCCUUGGUUUGAGAAAUCAUCCCUCGCUUGACAUAGUCAUAACUGUAUCGUAAACCUUAAUUAACCAGUAAAAAAGAAUGCUUAUAAGCAAUCCCUCUGCCAAUAUGACUAAUUUCAAUCUUGAUUACAUUUUUCUGAAAGAAAUCGAGCAAAAGAAUUUGAUCUGCCAAAUGAUCCCUCAUAAAUUUUCCUUAUUCCUUCCCUUAAUCUUGCUUGGCUUUACCAUUAACUCUGAAGCACAGCCCACUUAUACCUAUAGUAUUUGCACAAACACGACCACUUUCACCGGAAAUAGCACCUACCAGGCCAACGUUAAUAAUCUCCUCUCUCAACUUUCAACGUCCGCCGUACGCCUUAAUGGGCUUUAUACCUCAUCUUCUGGGAAAGACCCAGAUGUUGUCUAUGGUCUCUCUCUAUGCUUUGGCGAUAUUAGCUCCGACAUCUGCCAAAAUUGUGUCACCAAUGCGACAAAGGACAUCGUUGGACGAUGUCCCAUCGGAAAAGAGGCCAUGGUAUGGUAUGAUGAGUGCUUCUUGCGUUAUUCAAGUCAACCUAUCUUAUCCAUCUUGGCAUUGUACCCUGCUGUAAGCAUGAUGAUUGCACAAAAUGCCACAGACCCAGAACGUUUUAACGAGUUACUGAAGAAAACCAUGAACGAAACAGCAAAUGAGGCCGCAAGUGCUCCAUCAGGUGCUAAAAAAUUUGAAGUCAAAGAAACGAAUUUUACCACGUUUCAAAAAAUUUACACCCUCGCGCAGUGCACACCGGACCUAUCUGGCUUCGAUUGUCUUCGGUGUCUUCAGUUUGCUAUCUCAAAUUUGCCACUACAAGGAAAGCAAGGAGGAAGAAUCUUGUUACCGAGCUGUAAUAUUCGGUAUGAAAAUGAUCCAUUUUAUAACGAAACCGGAUUUCAGCGUGAGAUUUAUCCUAAUUAUAAUACAACUGUGGUCACGGGAGGUCCUCCUCCAGCUCCAGGUUCAACAACAAGAACUGAAGGAGGGAAAGGAGGCCAAAAAAAUCAGAUUAAAGUCAUUGCAAGUACUUCCGCAGUGGUUGUAGUGUUAGUGCUGUUCGGUUCCUCCAUUUAUGCCAUACGGAGAAGGAAUAUUCUUAAAAAGGCAGAGGAGAAAGAAAUUAGCCAAGAGGUUCAAUUACUUCACUUGGGAAUAGGAAGAAUUGGGGUUGACCCUUUAAGUAAAAGCACUCGAGAAGAAGAGAUGCUAAUGAAUUCUCAGGAUUUUCCUAUGAUACCGUUUAAUAUCGUAUAUGAAGCAACGAAGCAUUUUUCUGAUGAAACUAAACUUGGACAAGGCGGAUUUGGCCCAGUUUACAAGGGCACAUUAGAAGAUGGCAAAGAAGUUGCAGUUAAGAGGCUCUCAUCAACUUCUAGUCAAGGACUACAUGAAUUCAUGAAUGAAGUCACUUUAAUCGCCAGAUUACAGCACAGAAAUCUUGUCAGGCUCUUAGGAUGUUGCCUAGAAAAAAAUGAGAAGUUGCUUAUCUAUGAGUACAUGCCCAACAAAAGCCUCGAUUUCUUUAUUUUUGAUUCAAACACGGGUUUAAAUUUUGAUUGGGAAAAACGCCUUUGCAUCAUCAACGGGGUUGCCAAGGGUCUCUUGUAUCUACAUGAAGAUUCUCGACUUAGAAUUAUUCACCGGGAUUUAAAAGCUAGUAAUGUUUUGCUUGAUUAUGAAAUGAACCCGAAGAUAUCAGACUUUGGAAUGGCAAGGAUUUUUCGAGGAAAUGACAACAAUAGUACAAAUAGAAUUGUUGGGACAUAUGGAUAUAUGUCUCCAGAAUAUGCUAUGGAAGGACUUUUUUCAGUAAAAUCAGAUGUUUUCAGUUUUGGAGUUCUCCUUUUAGAAAUGAUUAGCGGGAGAAGGAACAGCCGAUUUUAUAUUUCAGAAGAGGGUGAAAGCCUCAUCACUUAUGCAUGGAAAUUGUGGUCUAAAAGUGAAGGAUUGGAAUUGAUGGACCAGUCACUUACGAGGUCAAGUGUGGCGGCUGAGGUGCUAAAGUGCAUCCACAUUGGAUUGCUGUGUGUGCAAGACGAUCCAGCAGAGAGACCUACUAUGUCAUCCGUUGUUGUUAUGUUGGCAAGUGAUACCCUGACACUUCCUCAACCUAAACAACCAGCAUUUUCUAUCUGGCAAUUUGUUGCAGGACCAGCUCCAUUUUCAAGUCCCAAAAUCUGUUCUGUUAAUCAGUUGACUCUUUCAAAUGUAUUGCCACGCUGAUCGUGAUUUAAUAACUCUUUUCAAAUGUUUCAUCUGUCAUUGUUAUUCGACUGUGUCCAUUCAAUACUAGAUAUAACUCUUGUAAUAUAUAUGUUGAUAAUUGUAGCUCAGAGACUAGUUUAAAGAUGAGAUUGAUGUUGAAACUAUUUUUUUAGAAAA